Molecule: messenger RNA, 1169 nt
Organism: Lactuca sativa (garden lettuce)
Lineage: Eukaryota; Viridiplantae; Streptophyta; Magnoliopsida; Asterales; Asteraceae
Product: peroxidase 16
Biological process (GO): response to oxidative stress; hydrogen peroxide catabolic process
Molecular function (GO): peroxidase activity; heme binding
Source: RefSeq, a predicted model, not a curated record
AAACAUCUUCAUCGCCCACAAUCGUAUAACAAACAGAAAAGGAAAGCAAAAUGAACAAGCAAACGCUAUGUUUGGUGUUUCUCUCUUUCUUUGUUGCUUCAUCUUAUGCUCAACUUAGACAAAAUUUCUAUCAGAGCACUUGCCCGAACGUUGAAUCCAUAGUAAGAUCAGCCGUCACCAAGAAAUUCCAGCAGACCUUCGUCACUGUUCCCGGCACUCUCCGCCUCUUCUUUCAUGACUGUUUUGUUAGGGGCUGUGAUGCUUCGGUUUUUCUUGCAACUCCAAACGCUGAGAAGGAUCAUCCCGAUGAUCAGUCACUCGCUGGAGAUGGAUUUGACACCGUCAUUAAAGCCAAGGCUGCACUUGACAGCAAUCCUAAUUGCCGGAAUAGAGUUUCAUGUGCUGAUAUAUUGGCUCUUGCAACCAGAGAUGUCAUAGUCUUGGCAGGUGGGCCAUCAUACAGUGUAGAAUUGGGGAGAAGAGAUGGGAGAAUCUCCACCAAGGCAAGUGUUCAACACAAACUUCCACAAGCAUCAUUCAAGUUGGAUCAACUUAACACCAUGUUCGCUGCUCAUGGUCUAUCUCAAACCGAUAUGAUUGCACUUUCAGGUGCACAUACACUUGGGUUCUCUCAUUGUGGCAAAUUCUCGGGACGUAUCUAUGGGAAGAGCGGAAUAGACCCAACCCUCAACAGACAAUACGCUCUUCAGCUAAGACAAAUGUGUCCGAUUAAUGUGGAUCCUAGGAUUGCCAUUAACAUGGACCCAACCACCCCUCGGACUUUUGAUAAUGCGUAUUUCCGAAACCUUCAACAAGGAAGAGGCUUGUUUACUUCCGACCAAGUCUUGUUCACUGACAGCCGGUCAAAGCCAACAGUCAACCAAUUUGCCUCUAGCAACAGUGCUUUCAACCAGGCUUUUAUUACCGCCAUCACCAAGCUCGGACGAGUUGGGGUUUUGACUGGUAGCAAGGGGGAGAUCAGACGCGAUUGCAGCAUGCCUAACUAGAAAGACAUGAUCUUAUUUAAUUUCCAUUUAUUAUUGAUUUUAAAAUUCAAGUUGUAAAGUUUAUUUGCCAAUAAGUAGCUACAACUGUACAAUGCUUGCAGCUUUUGGAGGACGAUCAUGUUGGUUUGGUUGUGAGUAAUAAAAAUUAAUUCUCUUGUAGUA